AUGACCAACCAUCUGCAGGCAAAGAAGCAACGGAUCAGGGCCGAGCCGUCAUCCGUCGCUGAGAUACCCACAAUCGUCGCGCCAGGUCUCGAUGGCUCCGAUGUCAGCCCUUCGCUUGUCGAGGACCUCCCGUCGCCGCUGUUCUUCUCCCACACUCCCCGCGACAAGGAGCCGUCUCACUCUCAGACUUUUCGCUCCCCGGACAUCGCCACCUCCAUGCUCUCCCGCAUGGAUCACAGCAUAUCCGGAGCCCUCACCACUGUCAAGCUACCCCAGCCCGCCAUCGCCUCCGCCACCACCACCGCUGCCUCCUCCAACGUCCCCCCCGUCGCCGCACCUGUCAGCACCCCCGAGAGCUUGACCUCGUCCACCGACCUGUCAGCUCCUGCUCUCACACCCGAUUCACGAUCCUCCACCUUCGGCCUGCAGGCUCUCACUGGCUUUGAUGUCCUUGAGCUCCUCGACCACGAUGCCCGCCCCACCUUCCUCAUAGACCUGGCCGAGCCCACUAUUUCCGGUAACCCCCACCUCCAUAUUCUCUUCUACAACUCGGCCCUCCGCGCAUCCUCUAGUGCCCUUCGUCUGCUCACCUCGGACCGUGCUGAGCCCUUGGCCGCCGACGACUACAGGGCCUUCAAAGACUGGGUCACGACGGACGCUAAAGCGAUCCCCCAUCACCCCUCACCCCUGCCGUACAGGUACGGUUCCUUUACCUGGACGUGCCGAACCCUUCGGAAGCGAUUUCGCGUCAUAAGCGGAAAUCCUGACCCUGUCCUGGACCACGACGAAGCUGCCGCCAACGCUGUCCUGGCCGCCGCCGAGGCGGCGGUGGAGCACCCUGUCCCGGCAUUGACACGCCGAGAUGAGGCAACUUCACCCGACUUCCUCAUAAGCCCCGGUGCCACAGCCGCUGCUGAUGAUGAGCCCCCGGACUAUUUCGGUGACGCACAAUCCGAGCUUCUUCGCCGGGCUUCAACCACGACCGCCGAUACGGACACACGCCUCUAUACAACGUCCUUGCCAGCCUGGGAGCACCCCGACGAGUUCACAAACACGGUUCUGCGGGCCCAGCCCACCAAGACAUCGUUUGACUGGACCAGGGUGCCCUUUUCCGAUGAACUUCCCAGCCACAUCAAGACGCUCCAGUCAUUUGACUGGUCCUCGACGCCUCUGGGUCCCAUCGAGGACUGGCCUCCCGCAUUGAGAUUGUUAUCCAACCUGGUCAUGGCCACACCAAACCCCUGCGCCAUGGCCUGGGGUCCCGACUUCACGGUCAUAUACAACGCCAGCUACGUCGACAUUGCCGGCCAAAAGCAUCCUGCACUCAUAGGCAGCCGGUACUCUAACGGAUGGGCCGAGAUCUGGCCCCAGGUCGAGCCCCUCUUCCAGGCCGCCUGGACGUCGGGCCAGGCCGUCAUGAAGCACGAUGUUCAGUACUUUGUCCGCCGCAACGGCUAUCUUGAGGAGGCAUUCUUCUCCUACUCCGUCAUUCCUGUUCUUGGUGAAGACGGCGAGGUCGUGGCCAUCUACAACCCUUCAUUCGAGAAUACGAGGCGCAAGGUGACUGAGAGGAGAUUGUUCACUCUGCGCGACAUUGGUGAGCGCACCGCUUCGGCCACGACGGUCAAGGGAUUCUGGCCGCAGGUGAAGAAAGGGCUAGAGUACAAUCAGUAUGAUGUGCCGUUUGUCCUGGUAUACUCUGUAGACCACCCCGAGCUGGAGGAUACGGCCCAGCUUAUCCUGGAAGGGUCUAUUGGCGCCCCGGAAAACCACCAGGCUGCCGUGCAGACAUUGGACCUGAAGACCUCCGAAGAGGGCUUUGCUCCAUAUAUGCGUCAAUCCAUGACCAAUGGAGGGAGCGUCGUCGUCCUGUCCGAGGACGACGGCACCAUGCCACACCACUUAACAACCGGUCUCGACUGGCAGGGCUUCAAGGAGCCCUGCCGUACCAUUGUUGUGCUCCCCGUCGUACCCAACACGGCAAACGAGUCGGCCGCUGGAUUCAUAGUCAUGGGUGUCAAUCCGAGACGACCCUACGACGAAGACUAUCGGCUCUUCAUAAACCUCCUCGAGAGGCAGCUUGCUACGUCCAUGGCAUCGGCAGCUCUGUUCGAGAAGGAGAUUGUGCGAGGCAGGAAAGCGGCGCAGCUCGCGGCCAUCGACCGGCAACGUCUCCUGACAGAGCUGCAACGCAAGUCGCAAGAAGCCAACGAGACCGAGUACAAACUUGACCGCAUGGCCGAGUUUGCACCGGUGGGCAUGUUCAUCGCUGACGCACAUGGGCACAUCAACUUUUGCAAUGACAGGCUGAUGCAGUUCUCGGGUCUGCAGCGCGCCGAGGACACUGCUAACGCGUGGAUGGACAAUGUUCGGCCCGAGGACAGGACCGCCCUGGAGAGUUCUUGGGCGAAGCUGCUGACGGAAAGGGUCACGAUAUCGGUCGAGUUCCGCUUCAUGCACAGCCAGCGCAACGGCGAUGCCAUGAUUGACACAUGGGCCCUCAUGAGCGCCUACCCCGAGAUGGGGCCUGAUGGAAGUCUCAACGCCAUCUUCGGCUGCAUCACCGACAUCUCGUCGCAGAAGCUAGCCGAGAAGGUGCAGAACGAGCGCCGCGAGGAGGCCGUCGAGCUCAAGAGGCAACAGGAAAAUUUCAUCGACAUAACGAGCCACGAGAUGAGGAACCCGCUGUCGGCCGUCCUGCAGUGCUCCGACCAGAUCAUGGACAGCAUAAUCUCGUUCAAGUCUCACGACGAUGAGGAGGCUGUGCGCGCGCUGCUUGAUAGCUGCCUCGACGCCGCCAACACCAUCAGCCUCUGCUCGACUCACCAGAAGCGCAUCGUCGACGACGUACUCACGCUGUCCAAACUCGACUCAAACCUGCUAGGAAUAAGCCCCAUAGACGAGCAGCCUGUCCGCGUCAUCGAGAUGGCCCUCAAGCUGUUCGAGUCGGAACUCGCAGAGCAGAAUAUCGACUUUGAGCUGAUUGUCGAUAAGAGCUUCGAGGAGCUCGGCGUGAAAUGGGCCAAGAUUGAUCCGCCGCGGCUCCGGCAAAUACUCAUCAACCUCAUGACCAAUGCCAUCAAGUUUACGCAGACACAGGAGAACAGGGCCAUCAAGGUGCGCCUCGGCGUCUGCAAGGGCGAUUCAAUCCCCGUCGAGGAUGAGGUGCACUACUUUGAUCGAGACCACAACAAGCCGGGUUCCGCCGCUGCCGGCGUUGACAGCGACGAUAUUGACUGGGGCGAGGGGGAGAAGAUUAUAAUACAUUGCUCCGUGGAGGACACUGGUCCCGGCAUCAUCAAGGAGGAGCUGGAGUUGCUCUUCAAGCGUUUCCAGAAGGCGACACCGAGAACCCACGUCCAGUACGGAGGAUCGGGGCUGGGCUUGUUUAUAUCGCGGAUUUUGACGGAGAUUCAGGGCGGUCAGAUCGGUCUGUCGAACAAGCCGGGCGGGGGGAGCAAGGUCAGCUUCUACAUCCAGAGCCGUGUGAGCGUCAACCCACCGGCCAACAUCGAGCCGGACAUGACCCUGGGCUCUCUCGUCGGACGUAAGAUUUUGCCACCAGCUACUCAGCCUCAACAGCAGCAGGAGGAAGAUGAGCAGUCGGUGGAAGGUUGGUCAGAGCCCCAGCCAGAGCCUCAGCCAGAGCCUCAGCCAGAGCCCCAGCCGGAACAGAAUGCAGCAGCAGCACCGAUCGCACCGAUAGCACAGGCGACGCAAGAGACCAGUUCGAUAACGUUAGCCAAGACGGGACCGGAGAUCAAGACCAGCAACAGCAUAUUCGAUGUGCUGAUUGUCGAGGACAACAUCGUCAACCAGCGGGUGCUCCAGCGACAGCUGACCAACUGCGGCAACACGACGUUCGUGGCCAACCAUGGCAUGGAGGCGCUGCAGACGCUGGAGCGGUCGCGGUUCUGGGCGGGCCAGGAGUCUGGUGGCAUCGACAUCUCCGUGAUCUUGAUGGACUUAGAGAUGCCCGUCAUGGACGGCAUGACGUGCGCUCGGCGGAUCCGAGAGCUGCAGAGCGAGGGGGUGAUUGUGCAGCACAUACCGAUCAUUGCGGUGACGGCGUAUUCGCGGCCUGAGCAGAUAGAGAGUGCCAAAGCUGCGGGGAUUGACGACGUCAUCUCCAAACCCUUCCAUAUCCCCGAUCUUAUACCUAGGAUUGAAGAGUUGGUGGGCAAGUACAAGGUUGUUUGA
Molecule: messenger RNA, 4200 nt
Organism: Geosmithia morbida
Lineage: Eukaryota; Fungi; Ascomycota; Sordariomycetes; Hypocreales; Bionectriaceae
Product: Signal transduction histidine kinase
Exons: 2
Coding region: 1-4200 (1399 amino acids)
Biological process (GO): phosphorylation; phosphorelay signal transduction system
Molecular function (GO): phosphorelay sensor kinase activity
Source: RefSeq, a predicted model, not a curated record